Molecule: messenger RNA, 1863 nt
Organism: Scomber japonicus (chub mackerel)
Lineage: Eukaryota; Metazoa; Chordata; Actinopteri; Scombriformes; Scombridae
Product: cytohesin-3
Exons: 13
Coding region: 178-1362 (394 amino acids)
Biological process (GO): regulation of ARF protein signal transduction
Molecular function (GO): guanyl-nucleotide exchange factor activity
Source: RefSeq, a predicted model, not a curated record
AGGCGACUGAAUAAGGCGUAAAUGGCCCAAAUAUUUCCUAAAAGAAGACGCUGGCUCUGAGACAACCUGUGUGUCAAAUGUGUCCUGGAAAUUAGGACGCAAAUUACACCUUUUUCGCACAACGGAAGUUUCUGUGACGGAUUUUUUUGGGGGGAUCUUGAUUUACAGGCUGCAAUUAUGGACGAGGACAAUCAAGUACCUGAGGACCUGUCUUUGGAGGAAAGAGAUGAGCUGUCAAACAUACGACGCAGGAAAAAAGAGCUUCUGGAUGAUAUUGAACGGCUGAAGUUUGAGAUUGCAGAGGUGAUGACUGAAAUCGAGCAGCUAACCUGUGUUGGGGAGAGCAAAACCACACAAAGAAACAAACAGAUCGCUAUGGGGAGGAAGAAGUUCAACAUGGAUCCUAAAAAGGGGAUCCAGUUUCUCUUGGAGAACGAUCUUCUCCAGAACACCCCAGAGGACAUUGCGCAGUUUCUCUACAAAGGCGAAGGGCUCAACAAAACGGUCAUCGGGGACUACUUAGGGGAACGGGAUGACUUUAACAUCAAAGUCCUCCAGGCAUUUGUGGAGCUUCAUGAGUUUGCAGACCUCAACCUUGUACAAGCCUUAAGGCAGUUUCUGUGGAGCUUCAGACUUCCUGGCGAAGCCCAGAAGAUUGAUCGUAUGAUGGAGGCGUUUGCCUCCAGAUACUGCCAAUGCAAUCCUGGCGUCUUCCAGUCCACAGACACCUGCUAUGUCCUAUCAUUUGCCAUCAUUAUGCUGAACACCAGCCUGCACAAUCCCAACGUCAGAGACAAGCCCCCCGUGGAGCGCUUCAUCUCCAUGAACAGAGGGAUCAAUGAGGGGGGAGACCUCCCAGAGGAAUUACUCAGGAAUCUAUACGAUAGCAUCAAGAGCGAACCCUUCAAGAUCCCAGAGGAUGAUGGGAAUGAUUUGACGCACACGUUUUUCAACCCAGACAGAGAGGGCUGGCUGCUCAAAUUAGGGGGCCGAGUGAAAACCUGGAAGAGAAGGUGGUUCAUCCUGACGGACAACUGUCUCUACUACUUUGAAUAUACAACGGACAAGGAGCCUCGUGGGAUCAUCCCGCUGGAGAAUCUCAGUAUCAGGGAGGUGGAGGAGCCCAGGAAACCUAACUGCUUUGAGCUGUACAAUCCAAACCACAAGGGCCAGGUGAUCAAAGCCUGCAAGACAGAGGCGGAUGGGCGCGUUGUUGAGGGAAAUCACGUGGUGUACAGGAUAUCAGCACCCACGCCAGAGGAGAAGGAGGAGUGGAUUAAAUCAAUCAAGGCCAGCAUUAGCAGAGACCCCUUCUACGACAUGUUGGCCACCAGGAAGAGACGCAUCGCCAACAAGAAGUGAAGAGGGACAAUCUUCUCCAUGCACAGCCUCCAAACCCCUUCCAUCUUUAUCUCACAUACAGUAAAUCACACAGUGCAGAAGCCCAUUCCCCACAGAAAUGACUGUCAACCCCAAAACAGACUCAGAUCCUGAAGACAAACCUCCACUGAACUGUCUGCAAGUCGUGCGCUUUUUGGGGAGACAUCACACUCUACUGAGAGGGCAACAGAGCUCCAGAAAUCUCAGAUAUGCAGACAUGCAUGGAGCAGCAACCAGUUUGUUUCUCCUCCAUCUCAUACACAUCCCCUACCUCCCCCCUCUCAUGCUCAUAACAUGUUUCUAGGUCUCGCGAAAGCACAACUGCCACGUUUCAGGUGCAUGCAUGUGGGUUAUUAUAGACCCGAUGUGUGUGUGUGUGUGUAUGUGUGUGCAAGUGUGUGUGUGUGUGUGUGCAAGUGUGUGUGUGUGUAUGCUAUAGUGCACACACCUUCUACAGUAUGGGCGCAUUAGCGUUCCCUUCAC